AUGUGCACAGGCUGGUGUGAGGAGAGAUGUACCAGCGUCAGUGGAAAACAACGGAGAGGUAAAGGAGUGGGUCUCCAUUCAUGGCUGCGCGUCUCACUGUUGUUCUCGGCUCUCUGGGGCCAAGUGUCCCCCCAGUGCCCAGACAGCUGCCACUGCGCCUGGGACACGGCCACGGUGCUAUGCUCAGAUGCCGGGCUGCGGGAGAUCCCAGAGGGGAUCCCGCCAGAAACUGUCUCCCUCCACCUGGAACGCAACUACAUUCGGAACAUCCCCGAGACUGCCUUCAGCGAUCUGGUCCACCUGCGGGACCUUUACCUGUCCCACAACCGCAUCGACUCGCUCGCCUCGGGGGCCCUGCGGCAUCUGGGCCCCGAGCUCCGCCUGCUGGACCUCUCACACAACCAGCUGAGGCAGGCCAGCAGAGAGGAGUUUGGCUCCACUCGUGCAAAGACGCGCCUCUACCACAACCCCUGGCACUGUGACUGCACCCUUCAGGAGCUGAUGGAGACUCUGAACCUAGAGCCCGAGACGGUGAAUGGGAUUGUGUGUGAGAGCUCUGUGAGGGUGGUGGGUGAGGGAAGCAGGUGGGAGGACCCGGGGUCCCAGGGUGAGCACGCCGGUCAACCGCUGGUCAAACUGUUGGAUUCUGGGAUGAAUUUCUGCAGCCUGCAGAGGAAAACCACUGAUGUAGCCAUGCUGGUGACAAUGUUUGUGUGGUUCUUCAUGGUCAUUGUGUAUGUAGUGUACUAUGUGAGGCAGAACCAAGCCGAGACCCGCAGGCAUUUGGAGUACCUGAAGAGUUUGCCCAGCCCACGCAAGACCCCUACAGAGACAGAUACUCUGAGCACUGGUUUCUGAAGUCCUGCUCGGCUGUAAUUUAAAUGGAAUAAUACUCAAAUGGCAUUUUUGUGGACUGAUAAACUUCAAAAUGCUGUGUGA
Molecule: messenger RNA, 939 nt
Organism: Perca flavescens (yellow perch)
Lineage: Eukaryota; Metazoa; Chordata; Actinopteri; Perciformes; Percidae
Product: leucine-rich repeat-containing protein 3
Exons: 1
Coding region: 1-858 (285 amino acids)
Cellular component (GO): plasma membrane
Molecular function (GO): protein binding
Source: RefSeq, a predicted model, not a curated record